CCUAGAUCAAAAGUGAUCAGUGAUUCAUAUUGCGCACAGCAAAAUCGGCGGAAAGCGAAAUAAAACGAUAAAACGAGUUAAAUCGGCUUUGCCGCUGGAAAACAUACCCAAAAUAGCGGUGCUUUGGGCUUCCUUUGCAAAACCCCGUCUCGCCUGCCGACCGCCAAGAGAGUGCGUGUGUGCGUGCCCCCGCGCAUGUGUGGUGUGUUUGUGUGAAAGAAGGAGAGGUGGAAACACACAAAAGAGAGUGUACAGCCGACGACGCGCAGACGCAUCUCGAAAACCGAAAAGCGUCGAAAAUCGCGAGUGAAAAGUGCGGAAAUCGGCGGAAAAGCGGAAAAGCCCUGUUGCCAAGACCCCGGUACCGAAGCGCGAUAAAGACAUACAGCGAAUAUGGGUUGUGCCGUGAGUACAGCACGCGAUAAAGAGGCCAUCGAACGGUCCAAGAACAUCGAUCGCGCCUUGAGGGCGGAGGGCGAGCGCGCCGCCUCGGAGGUGAAGCUGCUGCUACUGGGAGCUGGAGAGUCGGGCAAGUCCACGAUAGUGAAGCAGAUGAAGAUCAUCCACGACACGGGCUACUCGCAGGAGGAGUGCGAGGAGUACCGCCGUGUGGUGUUCAGCAACACGGUGCAGAGCCUGAUGGUGAUCAUCCGGGCUAUGGGUCGCCUGAAGAUAGAGUUCGCCGACCCGGGCAGGACGGACAUAGCCCGCCAGUUCUUCACACAUGCCUCCGCCGCGGACGAGGGAAUCCUGCUGCCGGAGAUUGUCCUGCUGAUGAAGAAGCUCUGGGCGGACGGCGGCGUGCAGCAGAGUUUCGCCCGAUCCCGCGAAUAUCAGCUGAACGACUCGGCGGGCUACUACCUCAACUCGCUGGAUCGCAUCGCGCAACCGAACUAUAUACCCACCCAGCAGGAUGUGCUCCGCACCCGAGUCAAGACCACCGGCAUCAUCGAGACACACUUCUCCUGCAAGCAGCUGCACUUCAAGCUUUUUGACGUGGGCGGCCAGCGAUCGGAGCGCAAGAAGUGGAUCCAUUGCUUUGAGGGCGUCACGGCCAUUAUCUUCUGCGUAGCAUUGUCAGGUUACGAUUUAGUCUUGGCCGAGGACGAAGAGAUGAAUCGCAUGAUCGAAUCCCUGAAGCUGUUUGACUCCAUCUGCAACUCCAAGUGGUUCGUGGAAACCUCCAUCAUACUUUUCCUCAACAAGAAGGAUCUGUUCGAGGAGAAGAUUAAGCGAUCUCCCCUGACGAUAUGCUUCCCGGAGUACACAGGAACCAACACCUUCGAGGAGGCGGCCAACUACAUUCGCAUGAAGUUUGAAAAUCUGAACAAGCGGAAAGACCAAAAGGAGAUCUACACGCAUCUCACCUGCGCCACGGACACGAACAACGUCAAGUUCGUCUUCGAUGCCGUCACCGAUGUGAUCAUCAAGAACAAUCUGAAACAAAUUGGCUUAUUCUAAGGGACGGCGGAUCACAAGAUCAUCAUUAUUUAGCUUGCGCGCAGUAUUAAAGGAAAACGCGCGCGCAUCAACAUUUCCAUUAAACGCUAAGAACUCGAUACAUUUACGCUCUGCAUAUACGUAAUCGUAUGCUCCAUAUAUGUUUUAAAUGCGUUACAUGCUUGACACACGUAAUUUUAAUAACCGAUUUGGUUGCCAGUAGUCGCGGAACAAAUAACCAACUGCAAUUUAGUUACCCGUGUCCAUUAAAUUGCACCUGUAAGUUAACUAAUUUAAAGAUUAGCCUAACACAAUGUGAAGUUCGCCAAAGGACAGCCGAUGGGUUUUGUACAUCCUACCCUCUGAAUCCGAUCGGCCCUCUUUGGGAUGUAUCUUUAAGUUUCGCGGGCUAAUGGCGAAUCCCAAAGGGAAACCUCUCGAGAUCGUGUCGUGUAGGAAUGCCCUUUUGGGCCUCGCCAUUGGCCGGACGUUUAUUUUUUGCCAAGAGCUUGACAGCGUUAUUUAAGGUGAAACUAGGCCUGGAGUUGUAAGCCCUAAAAUGUAACUAGUAAACUUACUAAUAUGUUUAGUAAUAGCCUAAAUAAAAGACAAUUUAUAAAAAAGCAA
Molecule: messenger RNA, 2067 nt
Organism: Drosophila biarmipes
Lineage: Eukaryota; Metazoa; Arthropoda; Insecta; Diptera; Drosophilidae
Gene: Galphai
Product: G protein alpha i subunit
Exons: 5
Coding region: 394-1461 (355 amino acids)
Biological process (GO): adenylate cyclase-modulating G protein-coupled receptor signaling pathway
Cellular component (GO): heterotrimeric G-protein complex
Molecular function (GO): GTPase activity; G-protein beta/gamma-subunit complex binding; G protein-coupled receptor binding
Source: RefSeq, a predicted model, not a curated record